AUGGAGGCUGCGCCCGCGGCGGUCAUGGAGCGGGAGCGCCUCACGGCGGAGAUGGCCUUCCGCGGCGCGGACGAAGCUCUGCGGGACGGCGGCGGCGAGCCGGCGCCCAGCAUCGUCAUCAAGAUCCGCCGCCGGCUCCCGGACUUUGCGCGCAACAUCAAGCUCAAGUACGUCAAGCUCGGGAUCCGCCACGGCGGCAGCCCCACGUCGGUGCUGCCUAUGCUCUGCGUGCCGGCGAUCGCCGCCGCCGCCUACUCCUUCGUCCGCCUCGACGUCAUCUACUACUCCAUCGACCUGCUCACCUGCGUCGCCUGGCUCGGCACCGCGCUGCUGCUGCUCACCGUCUACUACUUCAAGCGGCCCCGCCCGGUGUACCUCGUCGAGUUCGCGUGCUACAAGCCCGAGGAGCAGCUCAAGAUCUCCAAGUCGGCCUUCCUCGAGAUGACCGAGAGCACGGGGUCCUUCAAUGAGGCGGCGCUGGAUUUCCAGACCAAGAUCACCAACCGCUCCGCGCUGGGAGACGAGACGUACCUGCCCCCGGGCGUCCAGGCGCGGCCGCCCAGGCUCAACAUGGCGGAGGCGCGGAUGGAGGCCGAGGCGGUCAUGUUCGGGUGCCUGGACGCGCUGUUCCAGUCCACGGGGAUCGACCCGCGCCGCGACGUGCGCAUCCUCAUCGUCAACUGCAGCCUCUUCAACCCGACGCCGUCGCUGGCGUCCAUGAUCAUCAACCACUACAGGAUGCGCGAGGACGUCAAGUCGUUCAACCUGGGUGGCAUGGGGUGCAGCGCCGGCCUCAUCGCCAUCGACCUCGCCAAGGACAUGCUCCAGGCGAACCCCAACUCGUACGCCGUCGUGCUCAGCACCGAGAACAUCACCCUCAACUGGUACUUCGGCAACGACCGCUCCAUGCUCCUCUCCAACUGCAUCUUCCGCAUGGGCGGCGCGGCGGCGCUGCUGUCCAACAAGCGCGCGGACGCCGGGCGCGCCAAGUACCGGCUGCUCCACACGGUGCGCACCCACAAGGGCGCCACCGACGAGUGCUUCAACUGCGUGUACCAGCGCGAGGACGAGGUGGGCAAGGUGGGCGUCUCGCUGGCGCGGGAGCUCAUGGCGGUGGCCGGCGACGCGCUCAAGACCAACAUCACCACGCUGGGGCCCCUGGUGCUGCCUCUCAGCGAGCAGCUCAAGUUCCUCAAGUCCCUGAUGACGCGCCGCGUGUUCCGCGUCAAGGGCGUGCGCCCCUACAUCCCGGACUUCCGCCGCGCGUUCGAGCACUUCUGCGUGCACGCCGGCGGCCGUGCGGUGCUGGAGGAGGUGCAGCGCAGCCUGAGCCUGCAGGACACGGACAUGGAGCCCAGCAAGUGCUCCCUCCACCGGUUCGGCAACACGAGCAGCAGCUCGCUGUGGUACGAGCUGGCGUACGCCGAGGCCAAGGGCCGGGUGCGGCGCGGCCACCGCGUGUGGCAGAUCGGCUUCGGCUCCGGGUUCAAGUGCAACAGCGCCGUGUGGCGCGCGCUCCGCGACGUGCCGGCGCUGUCGUCGUCGUCGCCCGGCGCCGCGGCGGGGCCGGACAGGAAGGGCGCGCAGAGCAAGAGCUGCUGCAACCCCUGGGUGGACGACGUGGACAGGUACCCUCCCAAGGCGUACGUCUGA
Messenger RNA from Miscanthus lutarioriparius, 1653 nucleotides. The record is from the annotation of a GenBank genome assembly. NCBI's taxonomy places the organism in Eukaryota, Viridiplantae, Streptophyta, Magnoliopsida, Poales, Poaceae.